Solenopsis invicta (red fire ant) is the source of this 3421-nucleotide messenger RNA. RefSeq lists its product as uncharacterized. NCBI's taxonomy places the organism in Eukaryota, Metazoa, Arthropoda, Insecta, Hymenoptera, Formicidae. Gene Ontology annotation, cellular component: membrane; dendrite; neuronal cell body. Gene Ontology annotation, biological process: sensory perception of taste. The record is from RefSeq and is a predicted model, not a curated record. The coding region runs from base 608 to 1957 and encodes 449 amino acids. The transcript is spliced from 3 exons.
GGAUACGUUUACGCACACAAUCUAAUGUUGAACAAGUAAAACUUUUUUUAUUCUGAAGCACUAGAGAAAAUUUACAACAUGCGUGUUCGCAGAAGUGUUUUGCUUCUAGGCUUAUUAGUUGUUUCGAAAAUGAUCUAUAUUGCUAUGAUCUAUGUUAUAAAAUUGGCAGCCGUACGACAUUAUCUAACAGCUUUCUUUCUUUUUUCGUCAAUAUUUGAAAACCAUACUUGAACCUCAUAAUAGUGUAUGAUUCAGAGCUCUGUUUAUAAUACUUUAAUUAUCCAUUAUAACACUUACUUUACAUUAUCAAAUGAUUUAAACUAAUGGACGUUAUCAAACACAGUUGCAUCACUAUCCCCACAUGUUACUCACAAGCGGAAAUAUUAUGUAAAUGCACGUGGAAGGGGAUCAUCUUAAAAUAGCAAAAGUUUCUUGCGCUAUUUCAAGAUAAUCUAUCAAAAAUUUUCAGUAUGUUUUGAACCUCCAGAGGCUAAUGCAACCAAUAUCUUGCUUGGAAAAUGUAUCGACAUAAGCAACAUAAUAAGCAAAAAUAAAGGAAGAAAUUUAUGUGCAAGUGAAAGACAACUCGCCGUCAAUAGAAGCAAAAAUGGAGAAAGAGAAAUAUGUACAAGUGAAAGAUAACUCGCCGUCAAUAGAACGCAUUUUACGUCCAAUAUCAUACGCUUCAUGGUUCCUAGGCGUCGGUAUUGCACAUCCGCGAAAGUGUCCUAAAGCUAUAACGAUAACCAUACGUAUAGUUCAUAUGAUUCUGUGUUCCUUUCUUGUAAUAAUACAUGCAUUAGAAAUCUACUUUAUCAUUUAUGAGCUAGACAUAAUCGAUUACAUAUAUUGCCUAAAUCAAGUGAUGUGUCGCGUAUCAACCUAUUAUUACAUUUAUCACGGAAUUAGACAGUACCACAAGUGGACGGACCUGAUGGAUAGAUUAAAGGAACUCGAUCAGAAGAUCAAGAAAAAAAUAUCAAUGAAUGACCGAUCUAUAAAAAUUGUCGUAGCGCUAGCAGUUUUCGCGGCGUUCACUCCCUAUCCUUUGAUACUGAUUAUUCAUUUUUUAUAUUCUUACUUAUUUACACAUCCAAAAUAUCUUGUUACGAUUGAUUGGGCAGAUUUUGUGCUUUACUACAUGUUAUGCCAGUCAUUGAUUAACAGUUUCGUCUUCGACGUAAUCGUUUAUGUGUUAUAUUGCAGAUUUCAAACAAUAAAUACAUUGAUCUGUCAGUUAGACAAGUCAUCUGAUGUAUUAUGGAUCGCGUUCAAGAUUAGAAGCAUCAGAAAAAUUCAUACUGAUAUUUGUGAUCUCGUCAACAUGGUAAAUGACAUUCAUAGUCUUCAUCUCCUUUUCUGUUUGAUGAAUUGCUUCACCAUGGCUGUGGAUGUGCUUUGCCAGGUUUACAUUUUUGAGACAAACUACACAGAUUACGAGUUAAUACUGAUACAGAAUUUCUGUUUCAUUGCGUAUGUCACGCAAUUCUAUUUGAUUUGCUUGAUUUGUACGCUCGCAUGUCAAGAGUCUAACAGAACCGGGAGAAUUAUAUAUGAUAUUAUAUUCAAUUAUAAACCUGCAAAUCUUGAUAAUCAUGAGGCAAAUAAUCUAUCGAGUUUAGAAAUGCCUCCACUUGAAGACCUAGGCAGCGAGCAAAGUUUCAAUCAGAGUCACAAUUUGAGGUACGGCAUCAUGGAAAAUUUGUUGCGUGGAAAUCUGGAUCAAGAGUGUGUUACAAAGGAGAUCAAUGAUUUUUCGAUUCAACUACAACAGAAUCGAAUAGCAUUUACGGCCUGCAAUUUCUUUCAAAUAAACAAUGGUUUGUUUACUACGUUUGUCCAGGUGAUCAUCACUUAUCUAAUAGUCGUCGGUCAACUUUAUCAACAACCUAAAGAUUUAAGCAUGUUAAAAAAGCUUAUUUUGAAAACGAAAAAUCAAACGUACUCGCAGAAUUAAUAAGAAAAAUUUUUAAUAAAGUGAUAAAUAUGAGUGAGACGUAAUUAAUGCGCAGGAGUAAAAUAAAUUCUAGGAUGUCUUCUAAUUACAGUGUAUUUUGUAACUUUUUGGAUCUACCUUUGUGCCAUUUUCUCUACCAGUACUCUACCAAUUGUAAAUAUAUUUUUUUUCACUUAUUGUACUUCUUUAAUCACGAUAUACAUAUGGCAUGGUAAAUAAGGUUUUUCUUUUAAGCAACCUGACUUUUCACCAGUAAAAAAUGGAGAGAUUAUCAUUAGCACAUUAUUAAAUAAUGGUUAUCAUAUGGACGUAAUUUUUAAUUGGAUAAAAAGAAGAUUAAAAAAUCUUAUAAGAAUUAAGUGGAACAUCAGUAGAUUCACAUAGAUUUAGAAUUUGACAAUAAAAUAAAAAAAAAUUAUAGCCAUACCAUACAUACACAAUGUUUUGGAAAUAGUCACUUCAGCCGUCGAUAAACAAGAAUUCAUAAUACAGUAUAGAGUCUUAAACAAAUUAACUGUAUUCAUUAAAAGACAUAAAGGUGAAACGAGUGUAGAUUCAAGUAACAAAGUUGUAUAUAAGAUCUGUUGUAAAUAUUGCGACGCAUCAUAUGUUGCACAAAUUAAGUGGCAAUUAGAAACUAGACUGAACGAACACAUGAGAAAUAUUAAUUGGAAUGCAUCCAAACUCAUAGUAAUUUCAGAGCAUAUGUUAGAAUUUAUUCAUACGUUUGACUAGCAAAAUAAGAAAAUAUUAGAUUUUGAAACCGUUUAUCACAAAAGAUUAAUCUCAAAGAUGAUCCAUAUAAAAUUAAAAAAAAAAAAUAAGAUCUAUUAUAUGGAGGACACAGAAUUGUUAGACAGUGCGUACAUUAAUAUACUUUCGACGUUAUAAAAUUAGAAACGUUAAUUUCUGUUUUGGUUUUUCCGUAACGUUUGACGUUGACCGUUUCUCUUAGUUUGAAACCGAACGUCGAAUAUAGCGGCAGUGAAUGAUGUACGAUAUUCGUCGAUUGAGGAUCACGUAAGAUCGAAACAUGUUCCGUGUUGAAUAUUUGCCAACAUCACUGACUUAAAAUAAACGUCAAGAUCUAUUAAAAUUGUAACAUUGCGUGUUAUUUUGGAACAAUAUUUACAUUAAUUUUUUUUUAAUUUCUAUAUUUUUACAUUUUAUAAUAAUGUUGUCUUAUUGUAUCCCGUGUUCUUAUAUCUAGCUUAUAAAAAUAAAUGAAUAGACUAAGUUAAUAUUAAGUAAUAAGUAAUUUAAUGUGCAUUGUCCGCCUCUCGUAUACGGCACUCUUCGCUUAUUAUUAGCGUUUCGAGCUUUGAAUUGCGGCCGUCUUUGAAUCAUCUCAUACCGACGAUCGCGUGGUAAAUUUUUUGGCCGCGCUCGUGUAUGGAAAUCGCAACACUGUCACAAAAUACUAUCUGCUGUAACUUGCUCGUGAAUAUUAUUGUUAUUUUCCCG